ACAGGGUGAACACCUUUUGUCACCGAGAGCAUGGCUGUGGCCGCUCAGGACCAAACUGGCAACAUGUGCCAGACCAAGAUGGACUUCUGGGAUGGGAUGGAUUCCAUCUUCAUGAUGCCCAGCAUCACCCCCACAGAGCGAAGGGCUGUCUGGAGUGCGGUGUCUGGAUACGUCCAACAGCAGCUCCUGCAGCACAAGGGGGUCCGAGUCCCCACCCUUGGCUCCUUUGACGUGGUCCACACUGAGAUCCACGUGGGGGACAGGGCUGUGACCCUCCAAAGGCCGGUGUUCUACCUGGCCAGGAACCUCGGAGGAGCCUCCAAUCUCACGGACAACCCCACUGACCUGGCUGGGGAUAAGCAGCUGGAGCCUCUGAAAUACGCCGAGGUGGCUGGGCAGGCGUCCGUGUCCAGGAGGAAAGCAGAGAGCUGCAUCCUGGGCACCACAUCCCUCCUGUACCACUGCCUGGCCAAGGGCGAGAGCGUCGCCUUCAUCCUCAGGGACGUGGGGGUGCUGCUCAUCGAAGGCGGGAAGGCACACAUGAGGUUCUACCCCGACUUCCUGGAGAAGAUGACCGGGAAGAAGAUCCAGGACAGGGCUACCUUCAAGGUUUUCCAGCAGCUGGACCUGGUGGUGUCCCGUGAGGUGCCCGUUGCUUCCCUGGCUUUCACGAGCCGCGUCCUCGUCUUUCCCGAGUUUGAACCGGCGAGUCUGCCCCUCUCACUGUUCAGGGACCGUCUCAGGGCCUUGAGACACGUCCCUGGUGGGGACAAAGGGUGGCAAAAAGAGAGUUUGCCACCUGUCAGGCAAGGCAUGGAAGGGAGAUUUCCAGGACUGGCCGUGCCCGCUCGCUCCUCUGCUAAGGCGGGCAAGCAGCCCUGGGACGAGGGGGAGACGGAGAUGAAGGACAGCUCUGGGGUCAGGAAGCUGCCAGAGAUCCCAGGGGCUGCUGCUGCUGCUGGAAAAAAGCAGUUUGGGACUGACCAAGCCAAGGGCAAACCCACCCCCAAGGGCCAAGUGUCAGAGCAGGGCCAGGGAGAGGCAACAACCACUCAGAGGGGCAGGGCAGGAGGAGAAGGAGAAGCAAAAGAUUCCCUUGGAAGAGAAGGAGAAAAGAAAGUUCAUCUUAGAAGAGAAGGAGCAUCAAAAGAUUCCCUUAGAAGAGAAAGAGAAAAGAAAGUUCGUUCUGGAAGAGAAGGAACAUCCAAAGAUUCCCUUGGAAAAGAAGGAGCAUCAAAAGAUUCCCUUGGAAGAGAAGGAGCAUCAGAAGAUUCCCUUGGAAGAGAAGGAGAAAAGAAAGCUCCUCCUGGAAAAGGAGAAAAGAAAGUUCCUCCUGGAAAAGAAGGAGAGAAGAAAAUUCCUCCUGGAAAAGAAGGGGGGUCCACGGCUCCGAGGUCCCCCGUGCUGGAGAAGAGGGAGGUGGUUGCCAGGGGGUUGUGGCCGUGGAUGGAGUGA
Messenger RNA from Empidonax traillii (willow flycatcher), 1455 nucleotides. RefSeq lists its product as uncharacterized. Lineage: Eukaryota; Metazoa; Chordata; Aves; Passeriformes; Tyrannidae. The record is from RefSeq and is a predicted model, not a curated record. The transcript has 10 exons. Gene Ontology annotation, cellular component: centrosome. Bases 31 to 1455 code for a protein of 474 amino acids.